AUGACGGCAAAGAGACAUACUAUAAUUACGGAACAUGACGGCAAAGAGACCAUUUUACAAUGGGAACAGAGUGAUACAUUCUGUAGUCCAUCUUGGAGAAAAUUCAGACUUGUGAAUGAAAGAGAUGAAACUGCUUAUCUCAUCAGUUUCUCUGACUCACCAUUACUCAAGAAUUUAGACAUAUACCAAUCUAAAUAG
This is a messenger RNA of Debaryomyces fabryi, 198 nucleotides long. RefSeq lists its product as uncharacterized. The transcript has a single exon. The record is from RefSeq and is a predicted model, not a curated record. Bases 1 to 198 code for a protein of 65 amino acids. Lineage: Eukaryota; Fungi; Ascomycota; Pichiomycetes; Serinales; Debaryomycetaceae.